Impatiens glandulifera is the source of this 1069-nucleotide messenger RNA. Its product is annotated as fatty-acid-binding protein 1. Gene Ontology annotation, molecular function: intramolecular lyase activity. The coding region runs from base 2 to 898 and encodes 298 amino acids. The transcript is spliced from 4 exons. Lineage: Eukaryota; Viridiplantae; Streptophyta; Magnoliopsida; Ericales; Balsaminaceae. The record is from RefSeq and is a predicted model, not a curated record.
UAUGUUUUAUCUUCCAAUUUUAGAUUUGCGAAAGAGGGGGAUAGAGAUGGUGGGUUUGCGUUUCCCUUUCUUGUUUUCUCAGCCCCCGAUCAAGAAUCCACCUCCCAGAUUUCCCUCUUUCUCUUCUUCCGUCGUUGCCUGUACCCUCGUCGGAGCCGGCACAGUCGCCGUCGCUGCAGUUUCCAUUUCCAAGAACUCAUCUAAUCCAAUUCUACAAAAUACCCUCAACUUCUUCUUCUCCAAUUUCUCUCCCAACAACCCUGUUUCAUAUGGGUGGGGCUCUUUAUCCCUAGCUUCAGAUUCCCCGCCUGUCACUCAGACCAGAACAGGAAUGGCAUUUCCGUCGGUCAUUGGGAAUUCUCAGCGACUCCUUGGAGUUGGGAUGAGGAAGAAAUGUCUCAUGGGAUUGAAGAACAUCGAUGUAUACUCAUUCGGGGUUUAUGCUGAUGAUGGAGAUAUAAAGGAAGUUCUUGCAUCUGGUUCUCAAGUGAAUGGACAAAAGACAUUGAUUGAGGAUAUAAUGGAAAAUGAUAUCAGGACGACUGUUAGACUCCAAAUAGUUUAUGGAAGAUUAAGCAUUGGUUCUGUUCGUAGUGCAUUUGCCGAAUCUGUUGGAAAUAGACUGAAGAAAUUUGGUGGAUCAGAUAACAAAGAAUUGCUUAACAGCUUCACAUCUCAGUUUAAAGAUGAAUACAAGAUACCCAAAGGAUCAAUCAUUGAUAUCUCGAGAGAAAAAGGCAAUGUGCUUCGCACAACAAUUGAUGGGAACGAGAUUGGAAGCAUUCAGAGCCAGUUGCUAUGUCGUUCGAUACUUGAUCUAUAUAUUGGCGAUGACCCGUUUGAUCAGAAAGCUAAGAAGGAUGUCGAAACCAGCUUGGCUUCCCUCGUUCAAAAGUAGUAAGUUAAGGCUUAUGCUUUGUCUAUUAGUUGGACAAACCGGCACUUAUGUUAGCUAUAUGAGCUUGUGAAUUGUGAUCCUUUAUAACUACUAUUGAACUUUUCGAAAAGUAGUUCAACUCUGAAUAAUGUUAUUUCAAUGUUUUGUCAAAUCAAAUAUCAAAUUGACAAA